Condylura cristata (star-nosed mole) is the source of this 3081-nucleotide messenger RNA. RefSeq names its product ArfGAP with GTPase domain, ankyrin repeat and PH domain 2 (gene AGAP2). Gene Ontology annotation, cellular component: nucleus. NCBI's taxonomy places the organism in Eukaryota, Metazoa, Chordata, Mammalia, Eulipotyphla, Talpidae. The transcript has 20 exons. The coding region runs from base 13 to 3081 and encodes 1022 amino acids. The record is from RefSeq and is a predicted model, not a curated record. Gene Ontology annotation, molecular function: GTPase activity; GTPase activator activity; GTP binding.
GGUCUGGGCAACAUGCAUGCCCACAGGCAGCUGACUAUAGCUGCAGUGAGAGCAGAAGUCAGAAGACAUGAGGUGGCCAAACAGGCUCUAAAACACCUCAGGAAGCAGGUGGAGCGGGUGAGUGACCCUGGACUUCGGGACAGCAUCCGAGCCUCCCUGGACAGUCUACAAGAGGCCGUGGUCAACAGCCAGGAAUGGACUCUGAGCCGCUCCAUUCCUGAACUGCGCCUGGGUGUGCUGGGGGACGCCAGGAGCGGGAAGUCAUCCCUCAUCCAUCGAUUCCUGACUGGCUCAUACCAGGUGCUGGAGAAGACAGAGAGCGAGCAGCACAAGAAGGAGAUGCUGGUGGACGGACAGACCCACCUGGUGCUGGUUCGAGAGGAAGCCGGGGCCCCCGACGCCAAGUUCGCAGGCUGGGCGGACGCGGUCAUCUUGGUCUUCAGCCUGGAGGAUGAGGGCAGUUUCCAGGCGGUGAGCCGUCUCCACGGGCAGCUGAGCUCGCUCCGGGGAGAGGGGCGAGGAGGCCCGGCACUGGCGCUGGUGGGGACGCAAGACAGGAUCAGCGCGUCCUCCCCGCGGGUGGUGGGCGACGCCCGGGCCCGGGCCCUGUGUGCGGACAUGAAGCGCUGCAGCUACUACGAGACCUGCGCCACCUAUGGGCUCAACGUGGACCGGGUCUUCCAGGAGGUGGCCCAGAAGGUGGUGACUUUGCGCAAACAGCAGCAGCUCCUGGCGGCCUGCAAGUCCCUGCCCAGCUCUCCCAGCCACUCAGCCGCCUCCACACCUGUAGCCGGGCAGGCUAGUAACGGGGGUCACACCAGCGACUACUCGUCUUCCCUCCCGUCCUCCCCCAACGUUGGUCACCGGGAGCUCCGAGCCGAGGCCGUGUCAGCGGCCGGACUGAGCACCCCAGGGUCCCUGCACCGGGCCGCCAGGCGCAGGACCAGUCUGUUUGCGAGUCGCCGGGGCAGUGACUCUGAGAAGCGGAGCUUGGACAGUCGGGGAGAGACCACGGGGAGCGGGCGCGCCAUCCCCAUCAAACAGAGCUUCCUACUGAAGCGGAGUGGCAACUCUUUGAACAAAGAAUGGAAGAAGAAAUACGUGACCUUGUCCAGUAACGGCUUCCUCCUCUACCACCCCAGCAUUAACGACUACAUCCACAGUACCCACGGGAAGGAGAUGGACCUGCUGCGGACCACGGUCAAGGUCCCGGGCAAGCGGCCGCCGCGGGCCAUCUCCGCGUUUGGCCCCUCGGCCAGCAUUAACGGGCUGGUGAAGGACAUGAGCACUGUCCAGAUGGGGGAGGGCCCGGAAGCCACCACGCCCAGCCCCAGCCCCAGCCCCAGCUCCCUGCAGCCGCCACCAGACCAGACAUCCAAACACCUGCUGAAGCCAGACCGGAACUUGGCUCGCGCCCUCAGCACUGACUGUACCCCAUCUGGAGACCUGAGCCCCCUGAGCCGGGAACCCCCUCCUUCGCCCAUGGUGAAGAAGCAGCGGAGGAAAAAGCUGACGACACCCUCGAAGACGGAAGGCUCCGCUGGGCAGGCUGAAGAGGAAAACUUCGAGUUCCUGAUCGUGUCCAGCACUGGUCAGACGUGGCACUUUGAGGCGGCCAGUUUUGAGGAGCGCGAUGCCUGGGUCCAGGCCAUCGAGAGUCAGAUCCUAGCUAGUCUGCAGUGCUGUGAGAGCAGCAAGGUCAAGCUGCGCACAGACAGCCAGAGCGAAGCGGUGGCGAUCCAGGCCAUCCGGAACGCCCAGGGGAACGCCACCUGCGUGGACUGCGGGGCUCCGAACCCCACGUGGGCCAGCUUGAACCUGGGCGCGCUCAUCUGCAUCGAGUGUUCGGGCAUCCACCGCAACCUCGGCACGCACUUGUCCCGCGUCAGAUCGCUCGACCUGGACGACUGGCCGAGGGAGCUGACCCUGGUGCUGACGGCCAUCGGCAACGACAUGGCCAACCGCGUGUGGGAGAGUGACACGCGAGGCCGCGCCAAGCCCACGCGGGACUCCUCGCGGGAGGAGCGCGAGUCGUGGAUUCGCGCCAAGUACGAGCAGCUGCUGUUCCUGGCACCGCUGGGCACGCCCGAGGAGCCGCUGGGCCCGCAGCUGUGGUCCGCGGUGCAGGCCCAGGACGUGGCCGCCGUCCUGCUCCUGCUGGCUCACGCGCGCCACGGGCCCCUGGACACCAGCGCAGAGGACCCGCAGCUCCGCUCCCCGCUUCACCUGGCCGCCGAGCUCGCGCACGUGGUCAUCACGCAGCUGCUUCGGUCUCUGCGGAAAGGGACGCCCCCACCCGUUCCGGGCGCCUGGAUGUCCCCGCUGGCGCCCCUCGGGGCGAAAGAGACGCGGGCGGCCCGCGCCGGCGACCCCAGGCCCGAGCUCACCCCGCCUCCCCCAGGCUGGCUCCUGGGCUCCGCCCGGCGGGAGCGCGCCCCACUGGGCGUGCGGGACCCCACCCCCUCGACGCUGAUCUCACUGCCCGGCUGCGUCGCCAAGCCUGGAGGCGUAAGGGGUAGCGGCUGGGUGACCUGCGGCCCGGCCAGCUGCCAGACGGGCCGGACGGGCUCCCUGGGCCCGGCCAGUGCUGCCCCGCCACCCCACGCGCGGCCCCAGCUGCUCUCGUGCGUCCCUGCCUGGGUCCGCACCUUGCCGCUGGGGCCACCACCCGCGCUCUGGGGCCACCACCUGCGCCCUGGGGCCACCACCCCAGGGCCACCACCGCGCCCUGGGGCCACCACCCGCGCCCUGGGGCCACCUGCCCCUGCUGCCGUGUGCUGUGGCACAGCUGAGCUUCCUCAUGGGCUCUACCAGAAGCCAGAGGAGUUUGCAGUCAGAAGCCACGUCACUAAAUCUGGUGAGGCUCUCCAGGCCGCCCAGUCAACCGGCGGCGGGGAGUCCGGGGACCCCGGCCCCCGGCAGGCCAGCCGCUGCGCCACGACUGACGUUCACGUGGCGCCUUCACGUGGCGCAGCCACGCGCCUGGGCCGUGUGCUGACCUCCAGCUGGCCCCUGAGGAAACAGCACUUGGAAAGUCCCGCCAGCAGAUGGAGGGGCGCGGGUCUGCACCCCGCAUUCUGA